UAUGGCAACGGCACACCUUGUGGUUGUUGUCAAUUUCCCCCCUAGCUAGCCAGAACAAGUUAAGAGCUAUCAUGUAGUUUWAUAAUUAUAAUAUUUAGCUACACAACAAUAACGAAAACGUUAAAAUGUCGGAUAUAUUAUGCAGGUGGCUUAACGUAGAGCUCCGGCUAUCAAAAACCGUUGACCCCAGGUCCAUCUCUAAGGAUUUUGCAAAUGGCUAUCUUAUUGGAGAGGUCCUGCAUAAAUAUCAACUGCAGGGGGAUUUUGACCUGUUCUUAAAGAGCAACACUGCAAACUCAAAGCUGAAUAACUUCACACUCAUGGAACCCACAUUGCAACUGCUCGGAGUUUCCUUGGACCUGAGCAUGGCCCAAGCAGUGAUGCGGGAGCAGCACGGUGCUGCCACACGGYUGCUUUAUCAGCUCUUCAUACUGCUGCAGAAGAAGAGGAAAGCCGGCCUGACGGGCACAGCUAUGGAGGCUAUGCAGCCAGCUGCCACAGCUUGCCUCCACCGUGUUGAGAAUGACAUCUACUCUGAGCGCCUGAGGACAGUCGUCAAGAGAGAGGCUGAUCUGAAACUCCAAAAAAUCGCUCUGAGGUACGAAAUCAAAGGUCGAGAGAUAUAUGACAAGUCUGUCAUGGCCCACUUUGUGGAGGAGCAGAGACGGCAGAAAGUGCAGGAAGAGAUGAGACUCCAGGACAUUGAAAAGCACCGACAUGCACGCAGAAAGCAGCAUGAGAUAAUGACUCGAAUUCAGACCRCCAUCAUCCAAAUUCCCAAACCCCCGCCCAACCGGACAUUGAAGGCCCUGGAAAAACAACAACAGAACCGGAAGAAGCAGGAGGCUCAGGUGAAAGAAGAAUGUCUAUAUUGUAAAGUGUCAGGCUAUGUAAAAAGGGUUUGGAGUGUAAGGCAAUGAGAGGAUACAUGACAGUAGACGGGACAGAUAAUAUAACGUAUUAUACACUCCAGGGUGAAGUUUYCCCUAGCUACAGAUCUAGGAUCAGCUCCCCCYCCCCAAACCA
Messenger RNA from Salvelinus sp. IW2-2015, 1026 nucleotides. RefSeq names its product sperm flagellar protein 2-like. Gene Ontology annotation, cellular component: sperm midpiece; manchette. The record is from RefSeq and is a predicted model, not a curated record. NCBI's taxonomy places the organism in Eukaryota, Metazoa, Chordata, Actinopteri, Salmoniformes, Salmonidae. Gene Ontology annotation, molecular function: protein binding. Gene Ontology annotation, biological process: sperm axoneme assembly.